This is a messenger RNA of Plectropomus leopardus (leopard coralgrouper), 1156 nucleotides long. The record is from RefSeq and is a predicted model, not a curated record. Lineage: Eukaryota; Metazoa; Chordata; Actinopteri; Perciformes; Serranidae.
AUGAAUGGACCAAGAGACAUCAUCGCUCCAUUCUGGGCAGAUCUCGAUAACAGGCAGAGAGGUCAGAUCUACUACGACCAAUUCACCAGCGGCAGUAUCCUCCAACAAGCUACACAGGACAUAAACCAGUAUUUCCCAAGACUGAAAUUUAAUGCCAACUGGGUCUUUGUUGCAACAUGGUAUGAAGUGGCCUACUUUCCAAUUUCAAGAACGGAAACCACUGCCCAAGCAGUCUUGAUCUCUGGUGGAAACUACUCAUUUGUCCUGAUGAAUUAUGGGAUAAUAGCUGCAACAAAGUACAGCGUACAGGCUGGCUAUGACACAGUUGACUCCAUUCAUCAUUUCUCCAUCCCUGGAUCAUUCUCUGACAGCGCAACAGGCAACAAGUCAAAUUUCCGCCUGAGCAGCAAUGUCAAUGUACCCGGGCGAUGGGCUUUCCGGGUUGACCAUGGAUCAAAAGGUUGCACUUAUAUUGGCGUUUUGACUCCCCAUAGCCCAAGACCCCUCUACCCUAUGUCAGGAUCUACAAGCCAUAUAUCCGAUGAUGAAAGUCCUCCUGUAGUAACACUGCAACAAUCUUUUGACUAUUUUGGGCAGACCUACAAUCAAAUUUAUGUGAACCAGAAUGGACACCUGACAUUUAACCAACCACUUAGUGAUUACAUUGCUAAGAAGUUUCCAAUGUAUGGACCAAGAGACAUCAUCGGCCCACUCUGGGUAGAUCUUGACAACAGAGAGUUGGGUCAGAUCUACUACAACCAAUACACCAGCGGCAGUGUCCUCCAACAAGCUACACAGGACAUUAACACGUAUUUUCCAAAACUGAAAUUUAAUGCCAACUGGGUCUUUGUUGCAACAUGGUAUGAGCUGGCCUACUAUCCAAAUUCAGGAACGUGCACAACGUUCCAAGCUGUCUUGAUCUCUGGUGGAAGCUACUCAUUUGUCCUGAUGAAUUAUGGGUGGAUAGCUGCAACAAAUCGCAGUGUUCAGGCUGGCUAUGACACAGUUGACUCCAUUCAUCAUUUCUCCAUCCCUGGAUCAUUCUCUGACAGUGCAACAGGCGUUAAGUCAAAUUUCCACCUAAGCAGCAAUGUCAAUGUACCCGGUCGAUGGGCUUUCCGGGUUGACCAUGGAACAACAGGCUGCAUUUUCAAUG